Molecule: messenger RNA, 767 nt
Organism: Egretta garzetta (little egret)
Lineage: Eukaryota; Metazoa; Chordata; Aves; Pelecaniformes; Ardeidae
Gene: SLC25A10
Product: solute carrier family 25 member 10
Exons: 9
Coding region: 1-696 (231 amino acids)
Biological process (GO): oxaloacetate transport; phosphate ion transmembrane transport; succinate transmembrane transport
Molecular function (GO): sulfate transmembrane transporter activity; oxaloacetate transmembrane transporter activity; succinate transmembrane transporter activity
Source: RefSeq, a predicted model, not a curated record
AUGUCCCUUAGUCGUGCGGUCCACCUGCAGACGCAGCAGGAGGUGAAGAUGCGGAUGAUGGGGAUGGCGAUGCGUGUGAUCCGCACCGACGGCUUCCUGGCUCUCUACAAUGGGCUCAGCGCCUCGCGUCUCCUCCAGAUGACAUAUUCCUUGACUCGCUUUGCCAUCUACGAGACCGCGAGGGACCGCUUGGGCCAGGGCAGCCAGGGGCCUCCCCCCUUCUACCAGAAAGUGCUGCUGGGUGCGGUGGGAGGUUUCACCGGUGGGUUCGUGGGGACCCCGGCAGACAUGGUGAACGGCUUGAAGAAACUCUUCUCAGGAGCUACGAUGGCAUCCAGCCGAGGGGCCUUAGUCACCGUUGGGCAGCUCUCCUGUUAUGACCAGGCCAAGCAGCUGGUUCUCGCCACUGGGUUGCUGUCAGACAACAUCUUCACUCACUUCCUGGCCAGCUUCAUCGCUGGCGGAUGCGCCACAUUCCUGUGCCAGCCCCUGGACGUGCUCAAGACCCGCCUCAUGAACUCCCAGGGCGAGUACCGGGGUGUCGCCCACUGUGCCAUGGAAACUGCCAAGCUCGGCCCCCUCGCCUUCUACAAGGGAUUCGUUCCUGCUGCCAUCCGGCUCAUUCCUCACACCGUCCUCACCUUUGUCUUCUUGGAACAGCUGCGCAAAUAUUUUGGGAUCAAAGUGAUCACCUGAGUAGGAGGGACGGGACCUGCCUCGCCCCAGGGGGUGAGCGUGCGGGUCACCACUGAGAUCCUGGAACCCCU